ACGCGCCGCUGCUCUCCUUCCCCGCCGUUCAGUGCGUCUCAGUGCGUCCGUGGACCAAAGAGCAGCAGCAGCAGCAGCAGCGGUGCGCUCCUCUUCCUCCAGAGCCACAGGCAUCCCGCGCCGUGCACGCCCCGCAGCACACGCACGAGGAGGAGGGACACGGCUGCCUUGAGACUUACGCGUUUUGUUCAUUUCCCCGAUGGUAACCAGCACCGCGCGGCCGGAGACAUGUGGAAUAAUCCGGGCAAAGUGCGCCGCGGCUCGCUCGUGUGUCUGCUCGUGGCGCUGUGCGCCGAGGUGUCUCGGUCCACCGGGUACUUCGAGCUGCAGCUGAUGUCGGUGGGGAACCCCGCCGGGCAGCUGCUCAACGGCGACUGCUGCGACGCGGAGAGGAGCGCGGCGGAGGGCCCCUGCGGGCCCGACGAGUGCGACACGUACUUCCGAGUGUGCUUAAAGGAAUACCAGACCGAGGUCACGACCAACGGGCCGUGCACGUACGGCUCGGAGACUACCAAGGUCCUCGGUGGGAAUACUUUUCAGUUCAAAGGCGGCUCGAAGACCGGGCAGAACCGGAACCACGACGCCGGGAAGAUCGUCAUCCCGUUCCAGUUCGCCUGGCCGCGCGCGUACACGGUCAUAGUGGAGGCCUGGGACAGAGACAACGGGACACACAGUAACGGGGACGAGCUGCUGAUCGGGCGCAGCGUGGACAAAGGGACGCUGAACCCGGGCGAGGAGAAGCAGGUGGUGGGGGGCUCCGGCCUGCUGUACUCCGUCCGCGUGCGCUGCGACGACAACUACUACGGCGCCAAGUGCAACAAGGUGUGCCGCCCGCGGGACGACUACUUCGGCCACUACGUGUGCGACCAGCAGGGCAACCGAGGCUGCAUGGAGGGCUGGACGGGGGCCGACUGCAAAACAGCCAUCUGCAAGCCGGGAUGCAGCGUGGAGCACGGCAUGUGCGACGUGCCGGGGGAAUGCAGGUGAGCCCCCCCCCCCAUUUAUUGUGUUUGUUUGUUCCUCUUCCUCCAGCGUCACAGUGACCCAAAGUGACGUAAAACGCGCUGUUGUUUGGGGGGAAAAACCUUGUAAGAGUUUAAUGAGGUUAACAGAGGUUUCCAGAGGAGCCCAUUAGGGGGGGGGGGUUGUUGAUAACAUACCAACCACCACCCCCACACCCUCCACCUCCAUCCCUCAGCUCUCAUCUAGAAGCUAUUGUUCUGCUUCCUGUUCUGACACACACACACACACA
This is a messenger RNA of Pungitius pungitius (ninespine stickleback), 1252 nucleotides long. Its product is annotated as protein jagged-2-like. Gene Ontology annotation, biological process: multicellular organism development; cell communication; Notch signaling pathway. The coding region runs from base 229 to 987 and encodes 252 amino acids. Gene Ontology annotation, cellular component: membrane. The transcript is spliced from 5 exons. Gene Ontology annotation, molecular function: Notch binding. The record is from RefSeq and is a predicted model, not a curated record. NCBI's taxonomy places the organism in Eukaryota, Metazoa, Chordata, Actinopteri, Perciformes, Gasterosteidae.